This is a messenger RNA of Solanum stenotomum, 2276 nucleotides long. Its product is annotated as pentatricopeptide repeat-containing protein At1g03540. The record is from RefSeq and is a predicted model, not a curated record. The coding region runs from base 60 to 1853 and encodes 597 amino acids. Gene Ontology annotation, biological process: RNA modification. Gene Ontology annotation, molecular function: protein binding; RNA binding. The transcript has a single exon. NCBI's taxonomy places the organism in Eukaryota, Viridiplantae, Streptophyta, Magnoliopsida, Solanales, Solanaceae.
CUUAUAAAAGGCCAUCGGAGAAGCGCUAAAUAAAAAAAAUUCUUCUUCAGAUAGUGUCAAUGUUCUUGAAAUUAUUUGUUCAUCGCCAUUACAGCUCUGUUACUUUCUUCACAAAUCCUCCCUCUAAAGAAUCAGAAAUUAUCCAUCUUUGCAGGUCAGGUUUACUCUCUCAAGCUAUAAAGCUUCUCAAAACCACAGAAAAAAUCUCCUCAAAACCAAUCGUAUAUGCUACAUUGAUACAGACAUGUACUAAAUCUCACUCAUUCAAUCAUGGGGUUCAAUUCCAUACCCAUGUCAUCAAAACUGGGCUCGAAACGGAUCGUUUCGUUGGGAACAGCUUACUUGCUCUCUACUUCAAAUUGGGUUCAAAAUUUCUUGAAACUCGGAGGUUCUUUGAUGGAAUGGUGUAUAAGGAUGCUGUUGCUUGGUCUUCGAUGAUAACGGGGUAUGUUCGUAUUGGGAAGCCUAAGAUUUCACUGGAAUUGUAUGGGGAAAUGAUUGAUUUGGGUUUUGAGCCAAAUGGGUUCACUUUGUCUGCUGUGAUUAAAGCUUGUUCUGAGAUUGGGAAGUUGAAAUUAGGGAGUGGAUUUCAUGGGGUUGUGAUUAGCCGGGGAUUUGAAGAGAAUAAUGUGAUUGUGAGUGCGUUAAUUGAUAUGUAUGGUAAGAAUUAUGCAUCAGGAGAUGCACUUAAGCUGUUUGAUGAAUUGCCUGAACCAGAUGCUGUUUGUUGGACUUCAGUUAUUUCCGCUCUCACGAGGAACGAUUUGCACGAGGAGGCUUUGGGGUUCUUUUAUACAAUGCAUAGGAAGAAUGGGUUGGCCCCGGAUUUGUUUACGUUUGGAAGUGUGCUGACUGCAUUGGGUAAUUCUGGUAGGACGAGGCAAGGUAGAGAGGUUCAUGCUAAGAUUGUGACUGCUGGUCUUUGCGGGAACGUGGUUGUCGAUAGUAGUUUAGUGGAUAUGUAUGCAAAAUGUGGGGUGAUUGAUGAGUCUCAGCAUGUUUUUGACCGAAUGGAUAAGAGGAAUUCUGUUUCGUGGUGUGCGUUAAUGGGUGGCUACUGCCAAAAGGGUGAGUUUGACAUUGUUAUUGAGCUCUUUAGGAUGAUGGGGGAGGUUGAUCUUUACAGCUUUGGGACUGUUCUUCGUGCCUGUGCAGGGUUGGCAGCGUUGAAGUCAGGGAAGGAAGUUCACUGCCAGUAUUUGAGGAGAGGUGGCUGGAGUGAUGUUAUCGUGGAAUCAGCUCUAGUUGAUCUCUAUGCAAAAUGUGGCUUUGAUAAUUAUGCCUAUGUGAUAUUUCGCCAAAUGAAUGUUAGGAACUCGGUUACCUGGAACUCAAUGAUAUCUGGAUUUGCUCAGAAUGGGAAAGGUGCAGAAGCUAUUGCAGUAUUUGAGGAGAUGAUUAGUGAAGGGGUUAAGCCAGAUUAUAUCAGCUUUAUUGCGGUUCUUUUUGCUUGUAGUCAUAGCGGUAUGGUUGAUGAAGGGCGAAAGUAUUAUCUCUCAAUGAUUAAUGAGUAUGGUAUCAAAGCUCAUAUCGAGCAUUAUAGUUGCAUGGUUGAUCUUCUAGGUCGGGUUGGAGAGGUAGAAGAAGCUGAAAGCUUGAUUCUAGGUGCGGAAUUCAGAAACGAUGCUUCCCUUUGGGCUACCCUACUUGGUGCUUGUACUAGCAGUACAAAUCCUACUGUUGCAGAGCGAAUUGCAAAGAAAAUGAUGGAACUAAAUCCUGAUUAUCAUUUAAGUUAUGUUCUUCUAGCUAAUGUGUACAGAGCAGUAGGCCGGUGGGCUGAUGCUCUUGAGAUUCGGCGACAGAUGCAAGAAAAAAGAGUGAAUAAGAUAACCGGGAAGAGCUGGAUUUAAACAAAUACUGACAAGCCUUUUCAGUAAAGAGCUCUAUCAGGACACCUCUACAAAGAAACAUUCCUGCAAAAUGCUCAAGCUGACAAUGCAGAUACAUAGCUCAUAGCACAUUUAUCAAUUUUGUUCCUGUCAGGGUGACCCUUGUUUCGAGAUGCAACUUGUAUUCCUCUCGUGUAUGGGUGAUCCUUGUUUCGAGAUGCAACUUGUAUUCCUCUCAUGUAUGGGUGACCCUUGCUUCGAGAUGCAACUUGUAUUCCUCUCGUGUAUGGGUGACCCUUGCUUCGAGAUGCAACUUGUAUUCCUCUUGUGUAUGGGUGAUCCUUGCUUCGAGAUGCAACUUGUAUUCCUCUCAUGUAUGGGUGACCCUUGUUUCGAGAUGCAACUUGUAUUCCUCUCGUGUAUGGGUGACCCUUGUUUCGAGAU